This is a messenger RNA of Cotesia glomerata, 2302 nucleotides long. RefSeq names its product E3 ubiquitin ligase Rnf157 (gene Mrgn1). The transcript has 9 exons. The coding region runs from base 393 to 2075 and encodes 560 amino acids. The record is from RefSeq and is a predicted model, not a curated record. NCBI's taxonomy places the organism in Eukaryota, Metazoa, Arthropoda, Insecta, Hymenoptera, Braconidae. Gene Ontology annotation, biological process: protein ubiquitination. Gene Ontology annotation, molecular function: ubiquitin protein ligase activity. Gene Ontology annotation, cellular component: cytoplasm.
GUUGUAAAUUAGUUGUUGCUGGUUGCUGCUAAGCAAUCUUAAUCCUGAAAACUUCACAACUGUUAUAGUUGUUUUUUGAUAUUUUUUUACGCACUUUACUUGUUUCUCCCACUACCUGGACACUCAUGGAUUUUGUUAAUUAUUUUUUUAGUGAGCAUCUAACUUCAAACUGGACUAUGUUAUUUUUUUAUUAACUUCAUUUUUUAUUUAUUGUUGAUGUAACCUCACUAGAAUAUGACAGCAUCAACAAAUGAUGGCGCUGUAUUAAAAUUCUGUUCUCCAAUAUCAAGACACUAUUGCAAGUAGCAAGUAAACAGUUACUUGUCGCAAUUCUCAGUCUCUAGUCCAAUCUGUCAAAAAUAUUUACUUGCUCCAAAAACUAAGUGUCAAAAAUGGGUUCGCUGACAAGCAGACAAAACGCCGGAGUGGAAGAAGUUGACAUAGUAUCAAACCACGCGUAUAAAUAUCCCCCGAGAUCAGGCAACUACUUCGGAAGUCACUUCAUCAUGGGAGGAGAGAGGUUUGACACGCCGCAGCCGGAGGCUUAUUUGUUUGGAGAAAAUGCGGACUUGAACUUCCUGGGAAGUAGGCCGACACCUUUUCCGUACCCUCCUCCGCAGGCAAAUGACCCAACCAAGACACUAAAGAGUCUGGCUAACAUCAGAAAGGAAUCUCUGAGGCUGACCAAGAGCAUUGAUCCCGUGCCGACGUCCUCAGAGUCUAAUGACACCAUCAAUGCGAUUAAACACUUUGGAGAAGGGGAUGUUGAUAAAAAGACCACUAGGUUUAAUAUUGAGUUUACUUUUGAUUGCGAUGUCAGAUGUGCAAUUACUAUUUAUUACUUUUGUACUGAGGAAGUCACUGCCAAAGGAGUCUCAUAUGUACCGAGAGAUCCAUCAAUGAACUCCGAGACAUAUCACUACAAAAAAGGAGCAAACCAACAGUUCAUCCAAACGUCCCACGUCUUCGACCCGAGUCUUUACAACGAAGAAGACUUGCUCUACAACACAGACCGCGAGAUAGUCCCAAUAGCUAUCCACUGCGUAGCUGAGGAAGGCUCAGAAGAACCCAAGCAGUCACACACGACGAUAGCGGUCGUGGAGAAGCAGUCUGACGGGUCUUACAUCUUAAAAGCUCUCAAGCAGAAGCUCUACGUCGACGGUUUGUGUUAUUUACUCCAGGAAAUUUACGGAAUAGAAAACAAAAAUACUGAAAACACAAAGCAGCAAGGGAGCGACGAAGAUGCUGAAGAUAAUGGCUCAGAGUGUGUUAUUUGCAUGUGUGAUGUUCGGGAUACUUUGAUCCUGCCUUGUAGACAUCUGUGUCUUUGUUACGGAUGCGCUGACUCUCUGAGGUACCAAGCUAACAAUUGUCCGAUCUGCAGAGCUCCUUUCCGUGCUCUUCUUCAAAUCAAGGCGCUUCAAAAGGCCACUGGUGCUAUUAUUUCUAAUCCUCCGAUGCCUGAAGGAAGCUGUGAGAAUAUUCCCUCGGGGUACGAAGCUGUUUCUUUGAUAGAAGCCUUGAAUGGCCCGUAUACGCCGAGAGUCGUUGUUCCAGCUCCAGAAUCUCCUGAUACUCCUGAUACUGAUACUGCUAGCGCUAUCCAGGCAGCUGAAAUUUUAAAUAGAUCUGCAGAACGAACACCAGUGUCGAAACACACGGGUCUAAAAGACGGCGAAACGGGAGCUGCGAUAGCGAGGUCCAACAAUGCGACACCCUGCCCUACUCCGGAGUUCCGCAUGUCUGUCCUGUUGGCCAGAGACGAGACUGUCGUCAACCAGAAGGAGUUGCAUGGACGCUCCCCGGGUAUGCGGGCCAAAACCAGUCAUCCGCGUGAGAAAAAUUCCAUCAGAACUCGGGAUACUUUGAGACUUGUCAAUGAGAAGCAGCCUCACUACGACGUACAGGGCCAAGACGAGGACAGUGAAGCAGAAAAAUUAUCACCUCUUCUAGAUUCAGCAGCUAGCACCGACCCCAGAGAAUCUCACCACCGCAUCUGCGACCUGGACAUUGACGAUGAAAUGACCAGCAAUGUCAAUGAGAACGGCAGCGAAAUAAAUUGUAGUUCCCAUUGACAAAGAAUUAAUGUUUAUACAAAUUUAAUGUCCGAGUCUCCGGUCAUUCGUAAGGUCUACAAACAAUAUUGAAUCUCCUGCAUAGUAUUGCGAGUCGCGACUAACAAAUGUGAUUUAUUGAUUAAUUAUUUGUAUGUAUCAUUGUCAGGUAUAAGUUUAUAUGUAUCAUUAUCAGGCUUUGUAUAUUUAAUACUUUUGAAUCUAAUACCCACUAAUUAUUAUUAUUA